Metarhizium album ARSEF 1941 is the source of this 747-nucleotide messenger RNA. Its product is annotated as Carbohydrate-binding domain, family 9-like, subgroup. Lineage: Eukaryota; Fungi; Ascomycota; Sordariomycetes; Hypocreales; Clavicipitaceae. The record is from RefSeq and is a predicted model, not a curated record. The transcript has 2 exons. Bases 1 to 747 code for a protein of 248 amino acids.
AUGGCCCGUCUCCUCACGACUGCAGCUCUCAUCGCGUCUGUCUCGGCCACCCGAGCCAACUGCGACCCCAAAGUCCCGUCCGUCAAUGUCCCAUCGUGCUCUCGCGGCACCGGGACCAUCGAAUACGACAAGACUGUCCCAGAUCUCAAGCCAUUCCCUCGCACCCAGGUUGACCUCUGCUACACGGACACUCACCUGGACGUGAGGUUCACCGCGCGCGACGAAGUAAACUUCUUCUUCAACUCGUCCCAGGGCACCAACAGCGACAUCUGGGCGUACGAGAUCAUGGAGGCCUUCAUUUACAAGGGCACGGACAGCCCGCAGACCUACCUUGAGUUCGAGGUGAAUCCAAACAACGUCACCUACCAAGCCUUUGUGUACAACCCGUCCAAGGUGCGCGCCGAGGGUGCCCCGUUCGACCACUUCUUCGUGUCGGACCCUGCCACAGACGGCUUCAGCGCCGUGACUACGCUUGAGAAGACGGAGCAGCUGUGGGUGAGCGACGCCAGGAUCCCCCUGGGCUUGUUCAACGUCGACAACGGCAGGGCAAAGGGCACGCGGUGGAGAAUGAACUUCUUCCGGACUGUAGUUGGUCCUCGGACGUAUCCUGAUCAGGAACUUGGCGCGUGGAGCGUCCCCGACAAGGCGAGCUUCCAUAUAACGCCCUGCUUUGGAAAUGUCAAUCAUUCAUCAUGUUUGAGUACUGUUGGCACCAAUCGCGGUCAGACAGUGUCUCCGAUGUGCUGA